Messenger RNA from Gossypium raimondii (Peruvian cotton), 1414 nucleotides. RefSeq names its product biotin carboxyl carrier protein of acetyl-CoA carboxylase 2, chloroplastic. Gene Ontology annotation, molecular function: acetyl-CoA carboxylase activity. Lineage: Eukaryota; Viridiplantae; Streptophyta; Magnoliopsida; Malvales; Malvaceae. The record is from RefSeq and is a predicted model, not a curated record. The coding region runs from base 316 to 1188 and encodes 290 amino acids. The transcript is spliced from 7 exons. Gene Ontology annotation, biological process: fatty acid biosynthetic process. Gene Ontology annotation, cellular component: acetyl-CoA carboxylase complex.
GAGGUUAGUUAAAACCAUCACAUUUCAUGAUUCUUCCUUUUUCCUUCUCUUCUUCGUUAUUAUCGAACCAUCAAUAAACAAAUAUUAACACUCCACUUUUUCUCUUCAUUUUUACUAUAAACCUACAUUUUCUUUAUUUAUAUAAAGGAAAACAAAAUUUCUUGCUUAGCCUUCUUUGGUUUUUCCUCAGAUUUCUCUCCCAUUUCUUGAAUUUCAUCGCCUUCUUCUUCUUCUUCUUUUUAUAUCUUUCUUUCCUUCUUGUUUAUAUAUAGAGAGCUGAAACCAGUUCUGGGUUUGCUUUAAACCACAAUAAAAAUGGCUUCUUCACUCUCUUUUCCAUGCCCCAAGAUCUCUUCUUUUUUGAAAACAAACCAGCAAACCCAAUCUCACAAGGGUUCUUUGUCUCUUCCUCCAACUUCAAAUUUCAACUCCAAAUCUUGCUUGUCAUUUGGAUCUUCAAUCCGCGUACCUGCAUUUUCAGCAUCUCAGUGGCCUAAUGAUGGGAAGCAAACUACAGUCUUCGCAAGCCAUACGCAGCUUAACGAGGUUGCUGCAGAGAAAUCAUCAAAUUCUGUAGCGGUUGUUGACAUGAAACCUAAAGUUGCAUUGCCUGAGGAAGAUGAUAAAAGAUCCGCAGAGAAGGCUAUUCCAGAUGCUGCGGCAAUUUCAGAAUUCAUGGCACAAGUUUCAGACCUUGUAAAACUUGUUGAUUCACGAGAUAUUACGGAGCUGCAACUGAAGCAAUCAGAUUGUGAGCUUGUCAUAAGAAAGAAGGAAGCUUUGCAGCAGCCGGAAUCAGCAUCUCCAAUUGUCAUGCCGCAGUACGUACCUCAACCGACGUUUCAAACCCCAGCUCCAGCAGCCCCAGUAGCAGCUCCUGCUCCUGCUAACCCAGCCCCUCCAGCAGCAGCACCUUCGUUACCUCCCCCUGCUAAAGCGGUUGGUUCUUCUCAUCCGCCCCUCAAAUGCCCCAUGGCUGGAACCUUCUACAGGAGCCCUGCACCGGGUGAACCACCAUUUGUUAAGGUGGGAGAUAAAGUACAGAAAGGCCAAGUUGUGUGCAUCAUCGAGGCAAUGAAACUAAUGAACGAAAUUGAAGCUGAUCAAUCCGGAACCGUUACGGAGAUAUUGGUAGAGGAUGGAAAAUCAGUUAGUGUAGACAUGCCUCUAUUUGUAAUAGUGGGGUGAAUAAAGGAGGAGAGGGGGUUCCGAGGUCACAAACUAUGUUUUCAUUUACUACUCUGUAAUGUUGACAUAAAUAAUAAAGGUGGUGUACCGUGCUCUGUGCUAUGCUCUGCAACACUUCUCUUUGGGGUUUCUGUCUUACAUUUUGGACGUGUACCCUUAUAUUUAUUCCAUUGCAUUUUCCUCUUUUAUAGAAAUAUAAUAUCACUAUCUCCAAUGAAUUUCUCAA